Eremothecium cymbalariae DBVPG#7215 is the source of this 3606-nucleotide messenger RNA. It is a transcript of the gene COP1, whose product is annotated as coatomer subunit alpha. The record is from RefSeq and is a predicted model, not a curated record. The coding region runs from base 1 to 3606 and encodes 1201 amino acids. Gene Ontology annotation, biological process: endoplasmic reticulum to Golgi vesicle-mediated transport; retrograde vesicle-mediated transport, Golgi to endoplasmic reticulum; intra-Golgi vesicle-mediated transport. The transcript has a single exon. Gene Ontology annotation, cellular component: COPI vesicle coat. Lineage: Eukaryota; Fungi; Ascomycota; Saccharomycetes; Saccharomycetales; Saccharomycetaceae. Gene Ontology annotation, molecular function: protein binding; structural molecule activity.
AUGAAGAUGUUAACAAAGUUCGAAUCUAAGUCGACGAGGGCGAAAGCUAUUGCGUUUCAUCCUUCUAGACCAUGGGUGUUAGUGGCAUUAUUUUCGUCAACAAUUCAGCUUUGGGAUUAUAGAAUGGGUGUGCUAUUGCACAGGUUUGAAGAUCAUGAAGGUCCUGUGCGUGGAGUUGAUUUUCAUCCCACACAGCCACUGUUUGUUUCCGGUGGGGACGAUUAUACUGUUAAGGUGUGGUCUUUAGAUUCACGAAAGUGUUUAUUUACAUUGCAUGGUCAUUUAGAUUAUGUGAGGACCGUAUUCUUUCAUAAUGAGUUGCCCUGGAUAAUUUCAGCAUCAGAUGAUCAGACUAUUCGGAUCUGGAAUUGGCAAAAUCGGAAGGAAAUAGCUUGUUUGACUGGUCAUAACCAUUUUGUAAUGUGCGCACAAUUCCAUCCAAAUGAAGAUUUGGUUAUAUCAGCUUCUCUUGACGAGACAGUGAGGGUUUGGGAUAUUUCCGGUUUAAGAAAACGGCAUUCUGCUCCUGGAUCUCAGAACUUUGAUGAAGUUAUUUCACAACAAAAUCUUUUUGAUGGUGGUUUCGGUGAUUGUGUUGUGAAGUUUAUCUUAGAGGGACACACGAGGGGUGUUAAUUGGGCUUCUUUCCAUCCUACACUGCCCUUGAUUGUCUCUGGAUCUGAUGAUCGUCAGGUCAAAUUAUGGAGAAUGAGCGCUACAAAGGCGUGGGAGGUUGAUACGUGUAGAGGACAUUCGAACAAUGUAGACAGCGUCAUAUUUCAUCCUUACCAAAAUCUAAUUAUUUCUGUUGGAGAGGACUCUACGAUCAGAGUUUGGGACCUGGACCGGAGGACACCUGUAAAGCAAUUUAAAAGGGAGCAAGACAGAUUCUGGUUAGUAAGAGCUCAUCCAAACAUCAAUUUGUUUGGUGCUGCUCAUGAUUCGGGUAUCAUGAUCUUUAAGUUAGACCGUGAAAGACCACCAACUGCAAUCAAUCAGAACCAGCUCUAUUUUGUAAACAAGGAAAAACAGGUACAAAUGUUUGAUUUCGACAAAAAGGUGUCUUCCCUACCAUAUUUGUCGUUGAAGAAUAUUGGGAGAUCGUAUAAUACCUUCAAAUCUAUCUCUUACAAUCCAUCUCAGCACUCCAUCCUAGUGAAUUCUACUUCGAAAGAUGGCAACAAGUUUGCUUUAUGUGUGUUACCAAAACAAUCAACUGGCGCAGUUGAAGCUUCUAACGUAAUUGAAGACAACGGUAGCUUUGCAACUUUCGUGGCACGUAACAGGUAUAUUGUUUAUAAUCAGUCAACCGAGUCCAUUGAUGUUCGUGGAUUGGACAACAGGGUCACAAAAUCUAUCAAAAUAGAGGGUACUGUGAAGGAUAUUGUAUAUGGUGGCCCAGGCGCAGUUCUCAUAUUCCAACCCAAAUCUGUUGUCCUGUUUGACGUUCAGCAAGGUAAAAAAGUUGCAGAGGUUAUGCUAAAGAAUGUGAAGUAUGCAGUUUGGUCCCCCGAUGGACAAUAUGUUGCUCUAAUGAGCAAGCAUACUUUGACCAUUGCCACAAGAAAGUUAGAAAUAACAACUUCAAACCAUGAAACAAUCAGAAUCAAAUCUGCUGCAUGGGAUGAGAAUGGUGUUCUGAUUCUAUCCACCUUAAACCAUAUUAAGUAUUGCUUAUUAAAUGGUGAUAGUGGAAUCAUAAAGACUUUGGAAAAGACCUUAUAUGUCACUAAAGCCCAUGGAAAGUUAAUAUAUGCUUUGAAUCGCGAUGGGGACGUUGAAAUAUUAACAAUUGACCCCACAGAAUAUAGAUUCAAAAAGGCUUUGGUAAACAAAAACUUCCCAGAAGUCUUGCGGAUUAUUAAGAACUCUAACCUAGUUGGUCUAAAUAUUAUUUCUUACUUGCAAAAAUCUGGCUAUCCAGAAAUCGCGCUGCAGUUUGUUGAAGACCCCAAAACUAGAUUUGAUUUGGCUUUGGAAUAUGGCAACUUGUCGGUCGCUUUGGAAGAAGCAAAUAAGCUAGACAAUGAUGCUGUUUGGGAACGUUUGGGUAAGGAAGCUUUGAGCCAAGGGAAUUUAAAUAUUGUUGAGUUAGUCUAUCAAAACUUGAAGCAACUUGACAAGUUGUCUUUCUUGUACUUAUUGAAGGGUGAUUCUGGCAAGCUUUCUAAAAUGGAAAAUAUUGCUGAACAACGUGGGGAUAUAUCCGCCUUAUUUUUAAACACAAUUUAUGGCAAUUCUAUUGAUAACAGAAUCAGUCUUUUUGCUAAAGCUGGUUCCACCCCUCUAGCCUACGCUGUUGCUGUUGCUAACGGGCAACAAGAAGCUGCUGCUGACAUCUUGAAACAGGCCGAAGUUAAUGAAAAGGAUGUUGUUUUGCCUGAUUCCAUGUCGGAGGCCAAAUACGUAAAGCAAUCUGUUCUUCAGGAACCAUUCGAAAACUGGCCGUUAACGGAUGCUGAUCUUUCAUAUUUUGAAAAAGCUGUUUUGGGUCAAAUUGAGGAAUUGGAACUUGAAGAUACCAGUUUAGAAACCGAAGCGAAAGCUUUAGAUGUCGAUGCAAAUGCAGAAAUUGAUUUGUUAGAAGACUUAGACGCUGUUGGUGAAGAAGAUGCAUGGGAUAUGGGUGAUAAUGACCUGAAUAUUGGCGAUGAUUCUAUCCAAGAGGAGACUGCUAUAGAUGAAGAGGUUGUUACAGGCGAUGACAACAUCUGGGUUAAGAAUUCCAAGAUACCAGCUGUAUUUGUUGCUGCUGGUGCAUAUGAGGCUGCAGCUCAAGCAUUAAAUAAACAAACUGGUGUUGUGAAUUUUGAACCCCUAAGAUCUCGUUUCAACGAUAUCUACGAAGGCGCCAGAACUUAUAUGUGUGGUACUCCCAGUGAACUACCUCCAAUUACUGGGUACAUCCGUAGCAAUGUAAAUGCUGACGAUUCCAACAGUCUACCGUAUGUUUCUGGAGUUAAUUGUGUUACGAACAAAAUGAAUGAAGGCUUCCGACUCUUUAAGGCUAAUAAUUUGGAAGCUGCUGUGGAAACCUUCCGUGAUGUCAUCUACACAGUAAUACUCUUAGCUGUGGAUAACGAGAAAGAUGAAGAGCUUGCCCGUAAUGCUCUUUCAACUGCUAGCAAUUACAUCUUGGGUUUGUCUAUCGAGUUGGAACGUCGCUCUCUGACCACAGACAAUGUCAAGCGCAACCUAGAAUUAGCGUCCUAUUUCACCAGGGUAAAAUUGUUCCCUCAACACAGAAGCAACGCUUUACAAGUUGCAAUGUCGCAGUCUUUCAAGCACAAAAACUUUGUUCAGGCAUCCUAUUUUGCUGGUGACUUCUUGGAGAUUGUGACCUCUGGCCCCAGGGCAGAACAGGCUAGAAAAAUCAAAGACAAAGCUGAUUCCAUCGCCAAUGAUGCCGUAGAACUCGAUUUCGACCCCUACGCUGAAUUUGACCUUUGUGCAGCGACGCAUACACCUAUCUACAAAGGGUCUCCUAGUGUCGUUGAUCCAUUAACAGGAGCCAAAUAUCACAUUUCUGAAAAUGGCAAGAUUGAUCGGAUUGCCUUGAUAUCUAAAAUUGGCGUACCUGCUUCAGGGCUAAGAAUUCAUGUAUAA